This is a messenger RNA of Syngnathoides biaculeatus (alligator pipefish), 2687 nucleotides long. It is a transcript of the gene kcnip3a, whose product is annotated as Kv channel interacting protein 3a, calsenilin. The record is from RefSeq and is a predicted model, not a curated record. Bases 1131 to 1832 code for a protein of 233 amino acids. Gene Ontology annotation, cellular component: voltage-gated potassium channel complex; nucleus. Gene Ontology annotation, molecular function: potassium channel regulator activity; RNA polymerase II cis-regulatory region sequence-specific DNA binding; calcium ion binding. Gene Ontology annotation, biological process: negative regulation of transcription by RNA polymerase II; regulation of potassium ion transmembrane transport. NCBI's taxonomy places the organism in Eukaryota, Metazoa, Chordata, Actinopteri, Syngnathiformes, Syngnathidae. The transcript is spliced from 7 exons.
UUCAACUGGUAGAGUAUCCAAAAACAAUGAUCACUUGUUGUAUUUUGGGACUCAAUCUCCAAAUUAAUCAAAUAUCUAUCCAAUAAGGUCAUCCGGCUAUUUCUAGCUGUUGUUCUGAAUGAGUUCACCCUCGUCGUCUAACCAGUGGGAAGAAGGUGACUCUGCUGUUCCAUUGAAGAAAUCUACGGACCUGUGAUAUAAGAGAUGUCCACGAGAGGGAGGCAAAGAGCCACGUUCUCCGUCUGUCCGUUCGUUGCUCUUUGAGCAAGUGUAACAGAACCUGAGUGAGGAGUGAACGUUCCCUGUUCCCCGUUCCUGUUCCCUUUUUUGAUCGCUCCACGAACGUGUCAGGAGUCUUUUUUGUCGAAUCUUUGCGAGCGUCCCGGAGGAGACGGCGGAACAAUUGCGAAAGUGGGUCACGCGGCUAGCGGAGGAAAUCUGACUUAUUUAGCUAAAGUCACAUGAUUGACUUUUGACACAAAGGCGGUGAAUUUCUUGUCUUCGUCAGGAAAACAAAGAAGAAGAAAGGAAUAGUGUGACGUCGCCAAUGAACAUUUGGCUUGGAGUCAUUAUCUGAGGAGUCAUUUUGAGUCAUUAUUUGAAUCCACUUGCUGCACUGGAUUGGCAUGUCAAUGCAGGUUCUACGACGCUAAUUCAAUUAGUAAACGACGUCAUUCUGUAACUGGUGUGGCAUAUGCAGUAUUACUAAGAAUGGGCACCGUUAAGCUAAUGCUUUUUUUUUUGUACUGUGCAUAUUCCCGCCACUUGGGAGCUUCUGAAAGUAACUAAAAAGUUUCUUUUUUCCGAGGUAACGAGGGCAACGCUCGUCACCUUUCGCGUGCAGACGCGCCCGGUGAAAUUUCCCAAAAUGCAAUCCGUUGGAGGGACGGAGGGAGGGCGCAGAAAGAAAGAAAGAAAGAAAAAAAAGGCCGCUCAAUUCACAUGGCAGAGGCGGCGAGCUAAAAAGAGGCACCGCCGGGAAGGAGCGUGACACAAAAGAGAGUGACGAGCGAGCGCGCCGGCAGGUUUGGCGGCGCAACCGCGAUGAGCAAAUAGCGGCAGACAGACAGACAGACAGACAGAGAAAGAGCGACGCCACCGUGGAAGGGAAGUCAGAGGACGAGGGCAGGAUGAGCGUCCGUUGGGAGACGGAGGGCCUGCAGACGGUGGGCAUCGUGUGUCUGGUCAUCAUGUUCCUCAAACUGAUGCACCUGCUGGGCCUCAUCGAUAUCACUGAGACGGAAAGCAGCGACAGCGAUCUGGAGCUGUCGACGGUGCGGCACCAGCCGGAGGGUCUGGACCAGCUGCAGGCUCAGACCAAGUUCACUAGGAAGGAGCUUCAGUCACUCUACAGAGGCUUCAAAAAUGAGUGUCCCAGCGGGCUGGUUGAUGAGGAGACGUUCAAGUCCAUCUAUUCUCAGUUCUUUCCCCAAGGAGACGCGACCACGUACGCUCACUUCCUCUUCAACGCCUUCGACAUCGACCGGAACGGCUCGAUCCGCUUUGAGGACUUUGUCAUCGGCCUGUCCGUGCUCCUCAGGGGUUCCGUCACCGAGAAGCUCAACUGGGCUUUCAACCUUUAUGACAUCAACAAAGACGGCUACGUCACCAAGGAGGAGAUGCUGGCAAUAAUGAAGUCCAUUUACGACAUGAUGGGCAGGUACACGUACCCGUGUGUGCGAGACGAGGCUCCGUCUGAGCACGUGGACAAGUUCUUCCAGAAAAUGGACAGAAACAGAGACGGCGUUGUAACCAUUGAAGAGUUCAUCGAGACCUGCCAGAAGGAUGAAAACAUCAUGAACUCCAUGCAGCUGUUUGAAAACGUUAUCUAAUUUAUCAUCAGGAUCCUCUGACCAUGUUUUUUUUUUUUUUUUUUUUUGUAAUUGAUAUUUUUUCUUCACACAGCAGACCCUCACAAACACAACACACGCAUCACUCAUGGCACAAACACCAAAUAGAUGACAUCUCGCCACUUAAUGUAAGUAGCAUAAAGAUAAAGAAAGGAGUUUUCUAUUUCUCACCAGGAUUCUUUUUUUUUUUUUGGGGGGGGGGGGGGUCAUUAUCUAUCCGGCAGCUCCAUAAAGGACACGAGACGGGCUUCCUGGCGAGAGCGCACACCCUUUAUGUGUUCUGUGCCCUUAAAAAAAGCCACAAAAGGACUUUUGUUAGCAAAGUGAAAGAAGAGCUCAUCGCCAAAUGAAAGACAAGACAAAGGCCUCACAGACGCCGCACAAAGUCGGCCGCGCUAUGACCAAACGCAAAGUCAAAAAGGUGAAACGAUCGCGUUUGCCACGGGAAAUUAAGAUUGCGCUCGGGGUUCACGUUUAGGCGCCUUGUCAAUAUCUGCUCAAGGGCAUGUUUGCGUAAAUACGCUGUCGACUUUGGAAACAAUUCUGACCUGGACAUGAAAAUGUUGGGAAAAAAUGUUUGGCGUCAUCAUCCCACAGAAGCCAAGCAGAUUGCCGCCGUCUUUUUUUUUUUUUUGUAUUUUACGGAGACGACUUUGAAAAUUGUAAGCUGCGGAGACUUGACGUUAUCUGUGCGCUACUGUGACGAACGAGCUCUGUAAACGUCGACUUUAUGUUGGGUCUUCGGUGUCUGCUCGCAUGCUGACUUCAAGUGCCACGGUUGAGCCCGGCCACACCUUUGUGACGCGGCUUAAUAAAAAAAGCACUCGGCUGCUGUGA